This is a messenger RNA of Salpingoeca rosetta, 892 nucleotides long. RefSeq lists its product as uncharacterized. The record is from RefSeq and is a predicted model, not a curated record. Lineage: Eukaryota; Choanoflagellata; Craspedida; Salpingoecidae. The transcript has 3 exons. The coding region runs from base 1 to 489 and encodes 162 amino acids.
AUGGUGUCUGCGUCACGGUUGGCUUUCGACAUUGGGCCGGACGACGGGUAUGCCGGCGUUGUGUUCGUCAAGGGCAGCUGCUCCCGUCUCGAUGUCAUUCGUCUCGCACGCGACAUGAAGCGCGGCAUCCAUCUUGCCAAGGACCACAAGCGGUGCAAAGUGUACCGCACCCGCGAGUUCAAGAUCACACCGACCAAAGCCCGCUCCCCCUUCAACAUUGACGGUGACCCGCACGACCACGGUCCUGUGCACGUGCGCGUGCUGCACCAGGCCCUCAACAUGUUCACCCUGCCGGAGCGUGGCGAGACGCUGGCAGAGCACGUCGCACACACGGGCAUGGCACUGCCUGUCGUGAUGGCUGGUGUGAAGGUGAACCAGCUCAACUCGAAGCAGGGACGCAAGUCUGCACCAGACCACGAGGCCAAGGGCGUCUCCGCGCUCGCCACCGCCAUGUUUGAGACCGGUCACGACGGAGCAGGCAGCAAGUAGCCGCACACGCGUCUGUGUGUGUGUGUGUCUGUGUCUGUGUCUGUGUGUGUGUGUGUGUGUGUGUGUGUGUGUGGUUGUACUGUGUCUCUGUGUGUGUGUCUGUGUUGUACUCUGUAUUUGCUGUGUGGUCAUCACAUUUUGUCAUUACCUUACGUCCCAUAUUGCGACUUCUCCGUUGUUGUCCUUUCCUGACCUACGUUAGCGCUGCACUGUCCCCAGUGCUCCCAUGCUUGUCCCUCUUGGUUUUCUUCGUCGCCUGAGUUCCUUUCGCUUUUUCGUGCUUGUGUUCUGGUGCUUGCUUCAUAACCGCUGUUACAUUCAGUUUGUUGGUCUUGACUCGUUUGUACACGUCUCAUCUCAACACAAACACUGCAGUGCGCCCGAGAGAGCGACAGCGACAGAG